AGCCGUGGCGCAGGCGUUCUCUCCCGCGCCGGCAGCGCCCCCCCUGCGGUCCGCGCGGCGGCGGCGCCGCCAUGGCGGCCAUGGCGGGGCGCGCUGCUCCGCCUGCGGUGGGCCGCGCGCGGCAGGAGGGCGCGUUGCCAAGAGCUCCCCGCACGUUCUCCGCGAGCCUGCCCAUCAGACAGCUGCGCGCGCCAGGCGCUGGCGCAGCGGAGGGCAGCGCGGGCCUGCCGGCGCGGGCCGGCGCCGCCGCGGGCGCCGGGGCCCUCGCGGCGCUGGUCUCGCGCACGCGAGGGCGGAGGCCGCGGCGGAGGCCAGCGCGGCGGCCCGGCGCGGCCCUCUUGCAGGGCUGGAGAAGUCGCUCAGCAGCACCAGCGUGCUCGUCGGGCCACGACUUGGACACGCUGGCCGAGUGGCACAGCGCCACGUCCAUACGUAGGGCCUGGCGGGCGGAGCGCCGGGCGUCGAUCCUGGCGUCCGUGCGGGCGGGCUGGGCCGACAGCGUCACCUGCGCGGCGGCGAACAAGGGCCCGAGGGCGGAGUGCAUGACGCCCACCAACCUGACCCUGGUGGGGUCCCCGCCGCUGCUGUGGGUGGCCUUUUACGACACCGACGUCGAGCAGGACUGCCUCACGAAGAGCACUGCCUCGUCGCACAACGGGCCGCCUUCCGCCCCCGCACGGGGAGACCACCCUCCGCACGUGCAGGGCGGCCGCUCGCUCAUCGGCGAGGAGCUCACUCAACACGGUCGAGGUACAGGGCAUUCGGCGGGCGGCCCUCGCGAAGUACCUGUUCCAGGACGUCUGCGAGCAGAUGGACAGCUCCCACAUGUUGGACGGCGCCGCCUCGUGCUCGGCGCCAGCCGAUCGGGGCUCCGAGGGCGCAUCGCUCGAGACGGCCGCGCACUGCAGGGCGACGGUUGCCUCCCCGGACUUCCCCGUGCCCGACGACUUCUCCCGCUUCGACGUGCUCGUCGCCAUGAGCGAGAGGGCGAGGGAGCACAUCGUCGGGUCGGACCCGACCGGCGCGUAUGCCCACAAGGUGGUGUGCAUCACCGAUUUUGUGGACGUCUGCGAGAGUUGGCCAGAUCAGGCCGAUCCUGCGGGCCAGUGCCGUUUCGCACGAGCUCGUGGUCGUGGUCGUGGUCGUGGUCUGGGUCGUGGUCGUGGUCGUGGUCGUGGUCGUCGUCGUCGUCGUCGUCGUCGUCCUUCUCCUCUCUAUCGUCAUCUUCUGUCUCGG
Molecule: messenger RNA, 1236 nt
Organism: Prorocentrum cordatum
Lineage: Eukaryota; Dinophyceae; Prorocentrales; Prorocentraceae
Source: the annotation of a GenBank genome assembly